Messenger RNA from Elephantulus edwardii (Cape elephant shrew), 576 nucleotides. RefSeq names its product transmembrane protein 223 (gene TMEM223). Lineage: Eukaryota; Metazoa; Chordata; Mammalia; Macroscelidea; Macroscelididae. The transcript has 2 exons. The record is from RefSeq and is a predicted model, not a curated record. Gene Ontology annotation, cellular component: mitochondrion. The coding region runs from base 1 to 576 and encodes 191 amino acids. Gene Ontology annotation, biological process: nervous system development.
AUGGCGGCGGGCGGGCCUCGCGGGCUCCGGCUGCUGUAUCCUCUCGCGCGCCGGGCGCUGUACGACGCGGCCCCGGCCCGGGACGUGCUGCUCUUCGAGCACGAGCGGGGCCGCUUCUUCACCGUCCUCGGGCUCUUCUGCGCGGCCCAGGGCGUCUUCUGGAGCUCGCUGGCCGUGGUCUCCCUCGGCCGACCCCCGGCCCCACAGGCUCCGGAGCGCGGCCGCGCCGACCUGCGCUUGACCCUCUGGCGCUACGGACUGGCCAUCGGCUGCGGCAUCAUCGGGACCCUGGUACUUGGUGGCGGCCUGCUCUUCUCCGUCCGCUCUGUGCGUUCAGUGAUGCUUCGGGCCGGAGGGCGGCAGGUGACCCUCACCACUCACGCCCCCUUUGGCCUGGGAGCCCAUUUCACUGUCCCCCUGAACCAAGUCUCCUGCAUGGCUCACCGCGGUCAAGUCCCUGCCAUGUUGCCUCUGAAAGUCAAGGGCCGGCGCUUCUACUUUCUCUUGGACAAAGCAGGACACUUCCCCAACAUGAAACUCUUUGACAAUACCGUGGGUGCUUACCGGAGCUUAUAA